ACGACCAACAUUUAAAUAGGUCAAUUUAAUAAAGAAGCCGUGCAUGCUCAAUGAUAUAUAUUGUGCGACUAUACAUGGUGUGGAGUUUAAAAAACGCUAUCAAAACAUCGGCUAUAACAAAAUCGACUAUGAUUGGUGAAUAUUCGGAUCUAAAGUUGCGAUAAGAGAAAAUAAAACGAGACAUUUUAGUAUAAAAACAACUUGAAAGUGCUGCACCGGAAAUCCUACAAUCGACAUUAUCAUCGUCACUCGCGACGUGGAUUGACCAUCUGGCAUUUACGCAACGACGUAAAGCGUGUUUUGUCUUCACGCAGGCACUUUUCGCUCUAAUUGCGGUGUCGGUGACGCAGGGAGAGGAUACACACAUCCGAAGUUAGAUAUUUAUUUGCUUUGUUACAGAUCACAGAAAAUGAAACAAUUAAGACAGAAAAAAUGAUCCUAUCGAUAAGAAAAUUAUAUGCAGAUGCAGAGAAUUACAUCAAUGUAAUAUAUUUCAAGUUUGACACGAAUUGGACAACAAACGGCAGAGUUAUUGAUUAAAAUAUAGUGAAAUCAUCCGAAGUUAGCUGCUUUUACCGUGCAGGACGUUAGUAGCAUGAAACGACAACAGUACUGGUAUCCAUGACACAAUAAUAUAUGCAUUGCUCUUUGAUGCGCAUGAUGAUUUUUUUCAUGAUGAUGUUCCACAAAGUUUCAUGCAGGCGAUUUAUUAAAAAACAAAUCACUUACCAGUUUUCAUAGAUUAGAUAUGCAAAAAAAUAUUAAUAUGUUAGCCAGUAUAAUUAUUGCUUGAUCUGAUUACCUGAAACGACAUUUGUAAAUUCAUACUGGAGAUUCUAUGAAGUUACACAUGAAGAGGUCCAAUGUUGGCAAAAAGCCAUAUUUUUGUCAAACCUGUGGCGAGUCCUUUACAACAUUUGCUGAGAAGAAAAUGCACAUACAAAUUCAUACUGGAAAAAAACCAUAUGCUUGUAAAAUAUGUGGAAAACAGUUUUCUCAAACUGGUGUCUUGAAACAACAUUUGCAAAUUCAUACCGAAGAUAAACCGUUUUCUUGUGAAAUAUGUGGAAAAUGUUUUAGUCGAAAAGGUAGUAUGGAAUUACAUAUAAAGCGAUUCCAUGUUGGUGAAAAGCCAUAUUUUUGUGGAACCUGUGGAAAGUCGUUUGUAACAUUGGGUGAGAAGAAAAUGCAUAUUCAAAGUCAUACUGGAGAAAAAUUAUAUGCUUGCAGGAUAUGCGAAAAACGUUUUGCUCGAUCUUAUACCUUGAAGCGGCAUUUGCAAACCCAUACUGGAGAAAAACCAUAUGGUUGCAAGAUAUGUGGGAAACACUUUUCUCGAUCUAAUAUCCUGAAACAACAUUUGCAAAGGCACACUGGAGAAAAACCAUAUUCCUGUGAAACAUGUGGAAAAUAUUUCAGCCAAAAAGGUAGUGUAAACUUACAUAUAAAGAGAUCCCAUGUUGGUGAUAGGCCCUUUAAAUGUGGAACAUGUGGCAAGUCAUUUGCAACAUCUGAUGAAAAGAAAAGGCAUAUGCGAAUCCAUACUGGAGAAAAAACAUAUGCUUGCAAAACAUGUGAGCGUUGCUUUGUUAAUUCAAGUCACUUGCAACAACAUAUUCGAGUUCACACUGGAGAAAAAGCAUAUUCUUGUAUAACAUGUGGAAAAUGUUUCGUUCGAAAGAGUACUAUGAACUUACAUAUAAAGAGAUACCAUGUUGGCCAUAAGCCCUUUAAAUGUGGAACUUGUUGCAAGUCCUUUACAACAUUAGGUGAAAAGAAAAAGCAUAUGCAAAUCCAUACUGGAGAAAAACCAUAUGCUUGCAAAAUAUGUGAGCGUUGCUUUGCUGAUUCCAGUACCUUGCAAACACAUUUUCGAAUUCACACUGGAGAAAAACCAUAUCCUUGUGAAACCUGUGGAAAAUGUUUCAGUAGAAAAAAUAUUAUGAGCGCACACAUGAAGAGAUCCCACGUAGCAAGUUGCUGAGAAGAUAAUGCAUAUGCGAAGUCAUAUCAGAAAAAAAAACGUUUUUCUCAACAUUUUAACAUGAAACGACCUUUGCAAAUUCAUACUGAAGAAAAACCAUAUGAAGCAAUUUCAUAAUGAUGAAAAAAACUAAAUAGUCAUUGGGACCUGUAAGACUAAGAGGUUGUUCAUACCAUUGGGUGGGAAGAGAAGGCAUAUUGGAAUUCAUACUGGAGAGAGACCAUAUGCUUGCAAAAAAAGUGAAAAAUGUUUCCCAAUAUUUAUAUUCAAGUGAAACAUGUAGGAAAUGUUUUAUACAUUAGGGCAGGGUGGUCCAGGCCCGCGGGCCACAUGUGGCCCGCCGCUUUAUUAUCUGUGGCUCGCGUCACAUCCGGAGAGUUAUCAAAAAAUUGCAUUUCGUGUUGUUUCGUCAUAAAAUCAAUCAGAAAAAUCUUUUGACAUAUUGUCAUCACUAAUGUCACUGAAUUAAAUAGCGUUAUGGCUAGCUGGGGAAACUAGCGAAGUUGAAUGAUGUUCUUGACAGUCUAAAUUGUUAUCCGGCUUUCUAACUCUUUGGUCGGGAAUAAAUGCUAACAAUAUAGGCAUCAUAGAAAUCUAAAAAUCAAACGCGGAUUCUUUUAGCCUAGAAUGGCUAUGCCUGAUAACUAUGUGUUUGCACAAUAAAACUGUUUUUUUUUUUGUAUUGCACUGUUUACCUAUUCUUGGCACUAUUGUGGCCUGCGGAGCCGACAACCUUGGACCACCCUGCAUUAGGGAAUACAUAAUCAAUUAAAUUAUCUAUGAAAUGUCUCGUGUCAAUUUAUAACAUAUGAAUCAGUCGUUUGAAACUUCAUUCAGAAUCAAGAUGUUGUUACUUUUUUUGUCAAAUUGAUUAUAUUGGCACAUUGUCUCUCUUGUACUUAAAUUUUAUCAUUUUUGUAUAGAUUAAAAAUCGGUGUUAAUGUUUGCAGUCUUAAUAAUAAUCAUUGUUCCUUGCUUGUAUUCAAGCAAUAUUUAGCUUUUUUCUAAUUUAGGAUGAUUGGGAAAGUAGAUAAUAUCAUAAUUGUAUAACUGGUUAUUAUUGCUUUUUUUGCAUACUUUCUUGCAUACCGGUUUGGGACUUUAACUCUUGGAUAAAACCGGUUGCAUAUGCAACAUGGACUGGUAACAGUGUGAGAUGCUUCUUAUCGGCUUUCCUCUCCCUUUGGAUAAAUAUGUAAACCAUUAUGAUAUAAUAUCAUUUCGUCUUGGGUUUCUACGAGAAUAUUUAUUCAACUUUCUUCUAUUCUUUUGUGCCGUAAAUCCAAUGCAAAGUAGAGGUAAGAUCCGGCCCAAAAAUUCCAGCCCGACGCGGGCCCGUGGGUAUUGAACCCGGCCCGAGCCUGAAGCAAACCCAAAAUUUCACAUUUUAUUCAGUUCUUUGAAUUGUCAGUGCAAAAGUUGAGUAAACAUUAACUCAUUUUC
Messenger RNA from Styela clava, 3427 nucleotides. RefSeq lists its product as uncharacterized. The record is from RefSeq and is a predicted model, not a curated record. Lineage: Eukaryota; Metazoa; Chordata; Ascidiacea; Stolidobranchia; Styelidae. Gene Ontology annotation, molecular function: RNA polymerase II cis-regulatory region sequence-specific DNA binding; DNA-binding transcription factor activity. Gene Ontology annotation, biological process: regulation of transcription by RNA polymerase II.